AUUAAUAAUUGCCAAAUAAUAAUUUCUAGUCCUGCGCGCCGAGAGACAGUAGAUGCAGGUGGCUCUUUGAGACUGAAUUUAUUUGAAGAAAGCUUGAAAGCUUAGCUUGGAGGUGAUAGCUUCAAGCGUUUGAACCAUAAGCAAAGGUCGAAAAAAAAAAUGACAACCUCCGCUCGGCGAGAUCCCACACCACACCCACCACCAAUAAACUGGUUUUCUUUCACUUUCUUACUUUAUUGAACAUGUCUAAUGAAUAUCGGUCUGGCAUUAUUAAAAUAAAGAAAGAAACGGUUUUCAACAAUCGACUGGUAUUUAAUGAAGCAAACGCCAAGUGUACCGACUGUGAAGAAGUAGGACAUUUCAAUAAAAACUACUACAAGUGCAAGUUUUACAAAGAAGCAGCCGCUGAUGAUGUUGGAACUUCAAGCAAGAAAAGAAAGCAAAGCAAAAAUUUGAAGCAAGCUAAACAAACAGCAAAACGACAAAAGACCACAAAUGAUAAUGUGACCAAUCUUCAUUGUAAGAAAUGCUGUGGUGAUAAUCAUUCUACAACAAGAUCUCCCCUAUGUCCAUACAAUAUAACACCUAAAGCUAAAGUAUUAGAACAGAACCUUGGCACUAAUUACAAGGCGUUCACAAGAAAAUUACUUUUUGAUAGUUGUAUCAAUCAAGCUCACCGCCAUAUUAAAUCUAACAUCAUACAGACAUGUGCUGCCGUGAGGGAUAUCACAGUUAGAGCCAAAAUUUUUGUGAAUUACUAUGUCUUGUUGAACCCAAGUGGACAAGUCCACAAUGGUAUCUUUAAGAAAAACUUUUGGUACAGCAUGUGUCAACUGAUAAACAGCCAAAGAAUCACAAACCAGAAAGACAUACCAGCCGAAUUAAUUAAUAUUUGGAACGAUUUUCAUAACAGAUACAGACAUGCCAGAGUGAAUAUCACACUUCUUCCAGGUGCCAGUCAGUGUAUCUCAGAAGCAUGCACUGAAAUCGAAACGCUGUAUAAUAACAUGAUUGUCGAAACAUUCGAGCUUAAGCUUCUGUCUUUUCUUCGCUACAAGGUCCAAAUGCUAUUACCGAAUGUCACAAAACGCUCUGUAAUUGAUUCAAUCUCUCGUGAAUACUGCUACCAAUUCAUUUGCCAAGGGAACUCUAUCUGGCCUGAAGAUGACUGCAUAAAUGAAGGAGUAAAAACAGUCAUCCGCGAUAUGUGCAUACCUUUCAAGCAGGCACUAAACAGAAAAGUUACCUUGAACGAACUUGCAAAAGAUCCAGGUGCAUUUGUCUAAUUUUUAUUAUUUCUCAAUGCCGGAUUGGAGCGCGAAAUCGAAGAACAUAAUCCUUACGAUGUGAGGCGACUCCCACUGCCAAAGCUCAUUUCGGUGUUACCAAAAGCAUCAGCACAUUGGAGAUCAAUCACAAUAAGUGUGAACGCUUUAUCAUGUUUUACAAAAACGUCACUGCCACGGGGAUUUCAAAGACAGCUAAGAUUGUUUUAUGAUGUUUUCAAUUUUGGGAAACUGCGAUACAGAGAAUGUCAAGCCAGUUACGGUCCUUCUUUGCAACGCUUUGAGUUGACUCUUCGCGACUUCACUUUACCAGAAGUAGCAAAGGAUUAUCAUCC
Messenger RNA from Cokeromyces recurvatus, 1621 nucleotides. RefSeq lists its product as uncharacterized. Bases 243 to 1286 code for a protein of 347 amino acids. The record is from RefSeq and is a predicted model, not a curated record. The transcript is spliced from 7 exons. NCBI's taxonomy places the organism in Eukaryota, Fungi, Mucoromycota, Mucoromycetes, Mucorales, Mucoraceae.